AUGAAGCACGGCAGGAUCGGGUUACUGCUGGUGGUGCUCGCGUUGGCUCACCUGCAGCCAGUUCGAGCACAAGACGUCUCAAACGUGACGGUACCUGAAUCGGGAACCGCCAGCGAAAUUUCCUUCGAUCGGCUUGUUCUGUUGGAGGAGAAAAUGACGGUGUUCGACAUCAAACGCAUCGCGAGCGGCUGGAACACGCUGCGGCCUCAACUGAGCGGGCAAUGUGGCGAUCAGAUGACGCAGUACCUGCUCGGGUUGCAGGACGAGAAGCUGUGGGCGUUAAAGAUGGAUGAUUCCUCGGGCAAAUACACCAAAGGUUUCUUCUGGGGUAAUAACUACUGGACCGGUUCGAUGGAUCAGUGUUCGUACAUCUAUCAGAAUGACAGUGGAGAUGAUCCGGCCCCGAAGAAAAAGGGCCGAAACACGGACAUUACAUAUAUUAACGGAAACUUCCUUGGCUCAUCUGAAAUGGUGCAUCAAAACCCACCGUUCAUGCCCGGCUUUUACAUGGCGAAAAUUCUUAUCAACGGAUCCGAAUCAUUCAAUGCGAUUCGCACCGUUGUCGUGGGAUUAUGCCUGCCCAGUGGCUGCAGUAUUGCCGAUGUGGAGACACUCCUAAAGAUGGACAUCAGCCGCAGGCAUGUUGCUCAGGAGCUGGUCGGUGUGCGGUCUCCUACGCUGAACAACUUCUCUCUUUGGGAUGACAUCACCUUCCGGAUUCUAUUUGUCUUCUCACUGAUCGUCGUCAUUCUGCUGAUCAGCGGAACCGGCUACGAUCUCGUCCUGCGGCGCCGCUACAAGGCCAAGAUGCGCAUCAAGAGCUACUGCAAGGAGCUGACCUCGGACAUGUCGAAUGGGUUGGGUUGCACGACGUACGAUCUGACGCGACGCGAGCCAGAAGAGAACGGCAAAGGUAACUGCACCGUAAUCCGGGUACCGGCGAGCGUUAACAAUAACAACUCUGAUGAGAACCUUGCCGUGGAGCUGACCGCUACGGAGGAAACGAAGUUGAGUCUGUGGGCCGAACUGCUGCUUUCGUUCUCGGUGGUGACCAACUUUAAGGCGAUCUGUGAUAAGAACGUGGGCAAUGACACCAUCCCGUCGAUCCAUGGGCUGCGAGCUAUCUCGAUGGCGUGGGUAAUUCUAGGACACACGAUGAUUGUUGUUUUCAAGUACUCGGACAACAUGGAGCUGCGUAAGGUGGUGGAGAAGGAGUUCCUGUUCCAGAUAGUGCUGAACGGUGCAUACAGUGUCGAUACGUUCUUCUUUAUCAGUGGCUUCCUGGUGUCGUUCAUCUACUUCCGUACGAACGCCAAGGGCAAUCUCGAGAAGCUGACCAAGGGCGUGAACGAGGUAACGGCCGGCACGUUCCACUUUUUCGGCCUGGUUGGCUAUCGAUUCGUGAGGCUAACGGCUCCGUACUUGUACGUACUUGGAGUCGUCGAAGUGGUUAUGCGUUAUCUUGAGCAGAACUCUGUGUUUGAGCCCCCGACACAGGAUCACAUCAAUUGCCCGAAAUACUGGUGGCGUAACAUCCUGUACAUCAACACGCUAUUCCCUGUGGAGCAAAUGUGCAUGCUCUGGAGUUGGUACCUGGCGGACGACACGCAGUUCUACAUCAUCGGAGCGUUGAUCCUCAUCAUCGCUGUGCGACACUUUAAGUUUGCCGCCGUCAUGAUGUCGGUGUUCAUGGUUUCUGCUUGGGCCACUACCGCCUACAUCGCUUUCUCGAACAACCAUAUGCCUGAUGCAGAUGAUCCGUUUGCGCUGUUCGACAAGAUCUACGACAAACCUUGGACGCGACUUGGUCCCUAUCUCGUGGGCAUGAGCGUCGGCUGGAUUCUGUUCAAGACGAACUGCAAGAUUAAGAUGUCACUGCUGACCGUUAUCUCAGGCUGGGUGACAUCCACAAUGAUGAUGCUGUAUCUGCUGUUCGGACUCUACAACACAACGCUCACACAAACGGCUGCGGCCGCGUACAGCUCGCUCAGCCACACGGGUUGGGCUAUCGGAUGUGGUUGGGUCAUCGUGGCGUGUUCGUCUGGCUACGGUGGAUGGGUCAACAAGCUGUUAUCCACACCAAUCCUGUAUCCGUUCUCACGAGUCACGUACUGCGCCUACUUGGUGCACCCCAUCAUCAAUCGAAUAUACGCCCUAGAAUCGGAUUCUCCCAUCCACAUGACGCCUAAUGCGCUGACCACCGUCUACCUGGGACAGGUUGUGUCAUCGUACGUGCUCGCAUUUAUCAUCUCACUCUCGUUCGAGGCGCCCGUUGUGACGAUGCUGAAGAUACUUUCGCCGAACCGGAAGAAACGAAUCUGA
This is a messenger RNA of Anopheles nili, 2322 nucleotides long. Its product is annotated as nose resistant to fluoxetine protein 6. Gene Ontology annotation, molecular function: acyltransferase activity, transferring groups other than amino-acyl groups. Bases 1 to 2322 code for a protein of 773 amino acids. Lineage: Eukaryota; Metazoa; Arthropoda; Insecta; Diptera; Culicidae. The record is from RefSeq and is a predicted model, not a curated record. The transcript is spliced from 10 exons.